Messenger RNA from Branchiostoma floridae (Florida lancelet), 3311 nucleotides. RefSeq names its product chitinase-3-like protein 1. NCBI's taxonomy places the organism in Eukaryota, Metazoa, Chordata, Leptocardii, Amphioxiformes, Branchiostomatidae. Gene Ontology annotation, molecular function: chitinase activity; chitin binding. The record is from RefSeq and is a predicted model, not a curated record. Gene Ontology annotation, biological process: chitin catabolic process; carbohydrate metabolic process. The coding region runs from base 156 to 2294 and encodes 712 amino acids. Gene Ontology annotation, cellular component: extracellular region. The transcript is spliced from 10 exons.
CAAUAACGCACCUUUGUCCACCUGUCAACGGCUGAAUGCGUGCGACACAAUUUCCGUUACAGCCAGCGAGGGGUCUUUAGCAAAGCGCUGUCUUAAAUUAUUUUCCUAAAACCGAGCCAUAUGGAUUUAUAACGAGGUUGAACUUUUCUAGGGACAUGCGAAGAGUUGUAUUUUUGACGCUGCUUGCCGUGAUGGCAACUUGUAAAGGAGCCGAAUACAAAGUGGUUUGUUACUACACGAACUGGGCCCAGUAUAGACCUACGCCAUGGAAGUACUACCCAGAGGACAUUGACCCCGCCCUCUGCACACACGUCAUCUAUGCCUUCGCCAAGAUGGUGAAUCACCAACUCGCGCCUUUCGAGUGGAACGAUGACAACACAGAAUGGAGCACGGGGAUGUACGAAAGGUUCAUGACCAGGCUUAGUCAAAAUAACGGUCCCACUCCCAAGAGCCUCCUCGCGGUUGGAGGAUGGAACUUCGGCACACAGCCCUUCAAGGACAUGACGUCAUCAGCAGCCAAUAGAAGGACGUUCAUAGAAACGUCCAUCACGUAUUUACGAGAACGAGGCUUUGAUGGCCUUGACCUAGACUGGGAGUACCCUCAUGCAGAGGACAAGACAAAUUUUGCGCUUCUCGUACAGGAACUGCGCGAGGCUUACGACGCUGAAGUCGUCCCGGCGGGAAAAGAGAGACUCCUGCUGAGCGCUGCCGUCUCUGCAGGGAAGACGCACAUAGAGGCGGGGUAUGACAUCCCGACUCUAGCAAGGUAUCUAGACUUCAUUAACCUGAUGGCGUAUGACUUCCGCGGCACGGGCGGAGACACCGGCACGGGACACCACAGCCUGCUGCAGGCCCUGCCUACUGAGACGGGGGACGACGCGACUCUCAACGCCGCCUGGGCGGUGGACAGGUGGAUCAGUGACGGUGCCCCUCCCUCUAAGCUGGUGCUGGGGAUUCCUCUUUACGGGAGGUCAUUCACCCUGUCGUCUCCUAGCAACACUGGAGUGAAUGCACCAAUCACAGGCCGGGGACCGGCACAGACUUACACAAGAGAAGCUGGUGUCAUGUCCUACUAUGAGGUCUGUACUAUGCUGAACACAGGAGGCACCAGGGUGUGGAACGAGCAAGAUAAGUUACUGUACGCCUACAAGGACAACCUGUGGGUGGGGUAUGAUGACGAAACAUCAGUAAGAGCAAAGGUUGAAUGGCUGAGAGACAGAGGCCUAGGAGGAGCCAUGGUCUGGUCUCUGGACUUUGAUGACUUCAAGGCCACCACCUGCGCUGAACAUCCUUACCCACUCCUCAAAGCUGUCAAUCAAGCGUUGCUAGGAUACACCCCUGAAGUGGUUACCAUGGCAACAGGUGCUCCGCCUACAUCUGACAACAAGCCAGGUGCUACAGAGACUAGUGAUGGGGACAAACCUACACAACCAGCUACUGAUAAUGACUCCCUGAUUGUGAUUCUCCUGGUGGUGUUCUUGGUCAUUGUUCCACUGUUGGUGGCUGCUAUUGUGAGUUACCGCUUCAGGGCAGAGAUCAGGAAAAGGUGUCAAAACCAAGCAGAAAAGUACAGAACAGAAAAUACCAGAAGAAAUCCUGAUGACAGAGGCAAUGGUACGAAGAUCGACGAAGAGUUUGUUCUACCCAUCCGCAAGAACCCGCGACAGCUGCCCACACAACCACGCCCUCCUGACGUCAUCCUAACUGUCCAGCCUGACCAACACAAGUUCAAGGACCCCGACAGUGUUUCAAACGCCAGCAAAUCCAGCGGGGGCCGGCGUAGACUUGACUUUGACAACAUGGAGAACAGGAGACGAGAAGCCUACCAAAAGACCACAGAAGUCAAAAUGGCCCAGAGUGGUCGAGUUUACACAAAAACAGUGCCACCAAACCCACCUCCUAAACCUUCCCUUCCACCGCCAAAGCCGUUGCGGACCCUACCCCCGAAGUAUCCGCACAAUCCCCGAGGACUGUCCCAUAACGUACCACAUCCAAAGGGACCGGGAACAGCAGUCUCCUACACAGACACCAUGCCUACAAGAGUGGCCAUCGGCUAUCCCAUGUACCAGUCCACACCUGUAGCACCCGGCGGACCCCCUCCAAGACCCCUGGUUUUAACUCGUCCCAACCACCCUCCUCCCAAACCCCCUGCACGCCCUCCAAGGCCCCCUACCCAUUCCAUGAGUGCCGACUUAGUGGAGGUGGACAUUGAUGACUCGGCUGCUUUCCAGACCUUGCGGCUGAAGUUUGGGAAUGAUGAACUAUAUCACACACAGGUCGAGACUGAGAUUUGAUGCAAAAUAUUGGUGUGAAACACUUGGAUAAUCGUUCCAAAACACAUUUGUUGCUUUUGAUAUUUCUUGAGUUAUACAGAGCAAUCAAUGUUUUCAAAAAUUCUUCGGGCAGUUUAAUACUUUUUUAAACACCAGCACCUUUAUGAUACUGCAUUUAUAUCCUAUAGAAAAUAUUCAGUAGUUCUCAGAGCAAUAUAGAAAUGGUUAUUUGUGAAAAGUGAACAUUUUGUACAAAAUCUGACCAUGAAUUAUUGCAAAACUUGUAAAUGUUUUCCAAGAACUUGAGUGGCGAUGUUUAUCAAAAUGUAUCUAUUUGAUGUAGAUAUUUCUAAGAAGUAUCAUCAGAUUUUCAUAGAUGCUGCUUGAAGAGUGUAAAUUUGACAGGAUUGUAACAAAGGAGCUAAAAAGUUGCCAAUAUUGCUUAAUCUUCUGAAAAGAUUUUGAAAGAAUUGUGUUAAGAUGAAUGCAAAUGCAACCAGAAAGUGAAACAUAUUGUUUAUAAUGUGGAAAAUGUAGUCAGAGAAAUACAUAUGCUGCAUAAUUAUGGCUGCUUAUUUAAAGUAUAUGUUUAUCUUAAUAUGUUACAUGUACUUGGAAAUGUUGCUUAGUAUACAGCCAUAGAGAAGCAUAGAUAAAUUUGACAGACUUAUGUUGUUGCUAAUAAGUUGUCAGCCACAAUUAGGUAUAGGUUUUUAAAGCGGUGUUGAGGAUGAUACGUACUAAGCCAGUUCAUGGUUUGAAUUGUGCAUGCACAGCGUGAUUCAUUAUGGGUAAAAUGUCAAUGUUGAAGGUUCCUGAGACAUUAACAAAAUGUACAUCAAAGCAUGCAUGGCCCAGACAAGAACUGUUUACAUCUUAGGAGCCUUCAACUUUGACCUCAUCUAUGCAUGAUCCAGCCAUUGGACCAUGUUUAUCCAAUUUCAGUUGGCUGGAAAAUUGUACUAGUCUUGUACUUGAAAAUGUUUGCCCAUACAACAGAGAAAUAUGGAAUAAACACCUAAUGUACGUACUAUUUUA